This is a messenger RNA of Cydia pomonella (codling moth), 1544 nucleotides long. RefSeq names its product serine/threonine-protein kinase WNK2-like. The transcript has 2 exons. The coding region runs from base 349 to 1020 and encodes 223 amino acids. NCBI's taxonomy places the organism in Eukaryota, Metazoa, Arthropoda, Insecta, Lepidoptera, Tortricidae. The record is from RefSeq and is a predicted model, not a curated record.
UUAGAUCAAAUCAUAACAAAAUUAAUAAUAAUUACAUUAACACAAGUAAUAAUAAAAUUGCAUUAUGGCAUGUGUAUGAUAUUUUAUUAUAAUUAUAUUAAACAUAUCACACCCAGAGAUUGGCGCUGAUGAGCUCCGGCCCCUGAUUUUACGGCGUAGAAUGGAGUACAAAGCCUCGUGUCUCAUUUUCUCAUCUUUGUUCUGAUCUCUCAUGUCUCUGGGAGUGUUUAAAAUAGAUGACGCUCUGUAUUUUAAUAUUAACAUGCCUAAAAUACCUUUAUUAUGUAGUCAUUGUAGUUUUGCCUUUGACAGCCACAAGGCAAGUCAAAUUUUACAUGUUGAAUUUAGAUGAAAACUAAAUCGAAAAUGUUUCAGAUUUCCAAGACCGUGAUUGUGUUCAUAUUUGUGGUGACUGUGACAUCUGGUCAAGUAUUACAAAAGCCACAGCCCUAUCCUCGUCAAAUGGUCUUCAGGCCCGCUUGGCAAAAUAGCCCGGACUACUACCCUCAAUAUAUCGCUCCUCCUUACAUUCAACCCGUGAAAUGUGAUGAUCAACUGGAAAUGGGACUACCGUUGCCGAUGGCAGAAAAUCCUGUGAUGAUUCCACAAGCUGCAGAAAUAGCACCGGUUGGAAUUCCACAGUACCCAAUGAUGGUUGGAGCUCCUAUCACUGGACCAUGCGAGCCCAUUAUAGUACCAGAAACAGCUAUGGAGAUUCCUGCAGAGAAUACACUGCCACUCAUAAUGCCUGUUAAUCGAGAAUUUAUUUCACCUUGUCUGGAAGAAGAUGUAGCUGCAAUCCCGCAACAGUCUAUGAUACAACCUAUGAUACAGCCUAUGGCAGUACCACGUGCAUUCGUGAUGCCUGAGAUCCCAGCAGCUAUAACAAUGCCUAGAAUGCCUAAAUUAAUCUUGAAAACAAUCCAAUCCCUGUUCCAAAAUAUGUGCUACAACCAAUACCGCUACAGAUCGUUGAACCCGCUUUCUUACCUGAGAUGCCUGUUCCGAACCUUUCUGUAGUGCCAGCACUAGCUCCAUUAGAAACGCCCGUUUUUCCUGAGACCGUGGCGCUACCUAAACCUUGUUUACACAAAGAAGUUGUUCAAGAAAUUCAGCCAAUAUGUGCUUGAGGUACCUGAGUAGAGCCCUCUGCCCUGAAGAUAUUUCGAUACCGUGCUGGCGAAAGAAAAAAAUAUGCGUAAGCGAAAAUUACGAGAGGCUAUCGAAAAUAGUCGUCAUCCGAAUUUUUACGUGAUUGUGGUUGAUCAGUGACUCCGAGCUGGAAAACUGUGUUGGGUACUACGUCAGUAGACAGUGUGGACGAACCAUUAGCGAAUGAUGUAGUGAGUAUUGUGUGCAACCCAUUAUUUGACAAUCUUGCCUCCCCUGCCACCACCGGCGCCCGCGCAGAGUCAUCUCGCGCGGAGGGCUGCGGCUCGCAGUCUGCGCCCGGUCCGUCAACGCAAGCUCCUGACGAUACUCCUCGGUACGGAGUGACAUAUGUCCAGCGUUUUAGACUUAAAAUACAUGAGUGACCCGUUUAA